Molecule: messenger RNA, 366 nt
Organism: Peronospora matthiolae
Lineage: Eukaryota; Oomycota; Peronosporomycetes; Peronosporales; Peronosporaceae
Source: the annotation of a GenBank genome assembly
AUGGCAGUGGUUUCUGCUGCAAAGAGUGACUUGAAAAUCGAGAAACGGCGACUUGCAGAGGUCACUUUAGCUGAGUCGACACCUUAUGUCGUCACCGUUUUUAUGCCGGAGGAAACACCGGCGAAAAAGGCGGCAAUCAUACGGAAAAUAGCCGCGCUACAAUUCACCGACUUUCGUCGUCGCAUGUCUGCCGCAGGAGGGCGGAGGAACAAAAAGAAGCGGUCCGUCCCCAUCGGCAGUGACGACCGCCUCCACGCCUCCUACACACUUAUGUUCAUCUGCGGAGACCGAGUCUCAGCCGGACCGGGUUUCCUCAAUCCCGCAAAAUCUGGACGUAACCAUGAUAAGGAGUGGCGUCACGUUUAA